Messenger RNA from Cyclocybe aegerita, 1089 nucleotides. The record is from the annotation of a GenBank genome assembly. Lineage: Eukaryota; Fungi; Basidiomycota; Agaricomycetes; Agaricales; Hemipholiotaceae.
AUGCUCUCCAUGAGACGUAGGCGAACCAAAGAAACGAAAGGAGAAGAAAGGACUGAAGCGCGAGUUCUGGCAGGUCAUCAGCAGAAGAGUUUACCAUUCUUGAGGCUGCGCGGUGAAUGCAUUGAACGUUGUGCCAAACCUGGAUCGGGGCAAUUGACGCAUUAUUCAGCGGGCUCUCCUCAUUCACAAACCACCAUGGCCUCCUCAUCGUCUCUCCGCGUCCUUGCACAGGCCGCCUCAAGGACCUCCCCAAACGUCCGCACAACUGCCUAUAGAUCCAUACGAACUUUCGCAGCAACGGCCUCUCCUCGGAGAACAUCACACUUUGGCCUACCAUUUGGUUCUCGACCCUCCCACAGGAAUCAACAUGUGCCUCUCUCAAUACAGCCUUCUUCAAAACGAUCUAUGUUCAUCCAGACAGAGACAACUCCAAAUGACGACUCGUUGAAGUUUAUUCCCGGCGUUCCGGUAAUGGGCGAGGAAGGGACCGCAGAAUUUCUCGAUACGCGCUCCGCCCUCGCGUCGCCGCUUGCCAUCAGACUCAUUGGUGUCGAGGGUGUAACCACCGUGUUCUACGGCCCCGAUUUCAUAACUGUGUCCAAGGAUUCUGAAAACCCGUGGUCUGUCGUCAAACCAGAAAUAUACUCCAUCCUGAUGGAGCAUUUCUCUUCUGGGCAGCCCUUAUUCCGUAGUGCUGAAGACCGUGAGGCAGCCGGCCCACAAGACACCCGAAUCCUAGACACGGACUCCGAAACGGUGGCCAUGAUCAAGGAAUUACUGGAGACCAGAGUUCGCCCUGCAAUCAUGGAAGACGGCGGCGAUAUCGAGUACCGCGGCUUCGACGAAGAAACAGGCAUUGUUACAGUCAAGCUAAAAGGAAGCUGCCGAGGCUGUGAUUCCAGCACUGUAACUCUGAAAUCUGGGAUCGAACGCAUGUUGAUGCAUUACAUCCCAGAAGUCAAGGGGGUGGAGCAGGUUCUGGAUCCGGAGGAGCAGGUCGCACUGAACGAGUUCUCCAAAUUGGAGAAGAAACUAUCACGAAAGGAGGAAUCCAGCGACUCUAGCAUGGCCCAAUACAUGUCUGUAUAG